AUGUUAAAUUACUUCAGUUUGCCAGCACCUGUUAAGAGACGUAUCAAAGCCUUGAAGAAAUUGCAGUUACAAUACUUGGAACUGGAAGGAAAUUUUUAUGAACGUGUACAUCGUUUAGAAUGUGAAUUUAUGGCAGAAUUUAACAAGAUUACUGCUAAGCGAAAAGAUAUUGUGAAUGGAUCUGUUGAACCCACCGAUGAGGAAUGUGAAUGGGAGGAAGAUGAAGAUGAUAUUUCCGUAUGCAAUUGCGAAUAUAUUGUUUUUUUUAUCUGUAGUCAAGUCGACGAAUGCCGAGGCAUUUCCAACUUUUGGUUAAAUGCUAUGAAAAAUACCGACUUGCUUAGCUCAAUGAUUCAGGCUGAUGACGAACCUAUUCUAAAACAACUGACAGAUGUACACGUAUCAUAUACUUCUGGUGAACAACCGGGUUUCAAUUUGGAAUUUGUCUUCAAGCCAAAUGAAUUCUUCAGUAAUACGACUCUUACGAAACAGUACUUGUUGCGAUUUGAUCCUAAGAAAGAUGAUCCAUUUUCUUAUGAUGGCCCGGAAAUCGUCUAUUCGAAAGGAUCAAAAAUCGAUUGGAAAAGAGGUAAAAAUGUUACGCAGAAGACUAUUAAGAAGAAACAAAGACAUAAAGGCAAAGGAUCAACACGUACGGUUACACAAACUGUGAAGAGCGAUUCUUUCUUUAAUUUUUUCAACCAACAACCAUGUAUGUCUGUUACUAUGAAAACUUUGGAUGAAGAGGAUGCUGAAGAACAGAUGGAAAUCGAUUUCGAAUUAGGGCAUUUCUUCAGAAAUAGGCUAAUCCCAAGGGCCGUGUUAUUUUUUACUGGUGAAGCCGUUGAAGAUGAGGUAUUCUUACAUAAUAGAUUUUGA
Molecule: messenger RNA, 879 nt
Organism: Trichoplax adhaerens
Lineage: Eukaryota; Metazoa; Placozoa; Uniplacotomia; Trichoplacea; Trichoplacidae
Exons: 11
Coding region: 1-879 (292 amino acids)
Biological process (GO): nucleosome assembly
Cellular component (GO): chromatin; nucleus
Molecular function (GO): histone binding; chromatin binding
Source: RefSeq, a predicted model, not a curated record